AUGUACAUCGAUACAGCGACAGCGAACAGUCGGUCUUUGAGGCCUCAGAUUAUCAUUGAGCCGACACCGUACAACGAUCGCUCGACGCCGCUUCUAGAGGCUUUUAUCAACCAGGAGACCGACAACGAGAGGCCUCCACCUAGCUAUCUUGAAGCUACAACGCCUGGCCUCAUCUCAAGUCGAUUGAGUGGCGAAGAAGGCGCAAGGCUGCUCUCCUUUGAUGGGCGAGAAGCAAGAGAUGCGAGGUUCAAAGAAGAGCAGUACAGAGGAAGAAGCCUAAGGCAGCAAUGCCUCAAGAAGACAUGGCUGAAGGUGGCUGGAACGAUACUUGCGAUGAUGCUUGUGUCGGCGAUGCUGGCCCUCAUGGUCGCAGCAGUAUCUGUUCGGAGGGACAAACAAGCUACUGUGACUACCGCCCCAUCGUCGGCACAGUCCGCACAAGGCGAUGCCGCUCACCCAGAAGGAUUCAUCGAUGACGACUCCGACAAGCCAAGCCUCAUCGCCGUCCCAUGGCCAUCGCCGUCUGCCGCGGCGCAAGCAGCACCCAAGCAAUCUUUCCCCAUCCGAUGGCCAGCAAAAUGUGGAAAGCAAUAUAAUGUUCGAACCGAGCACCACGACUUCAGUAAGGCGAGCGAGCUCAAUAUCCAAGAAGCAGUGCAUCAGCUAGACGGUUCAUACAAACGGGUAGCCGGCUGGAUACACGUCGCGCAAGCACCCCCAGAGCAGGCAGCUGGUACCAUACAGGUAAAAAUGUCCUACGCUGUAUCAUCAUCAGUCGACGUCAACAGCGUCGCAUACGCAUCCAGCUCAACCGGCAUAACCAUCGGUGAUCCCACCUUCCCUGACGGCUUCGACGGCGUACGCCCCGGCACCGCCUGUCUCGGCAUGUCGGUAGUAAUCUACAUGGCCCCAGGCGCCUCACUAUCAAACUUCAAAGUCGCAACCACACACAUGGGUAUGCAGAUCCACCCCGGCGCAAACUUCACUGUCAAAGACACAACAUCCAUCUCCACCACUACCGGUACCCUCGACGCUGUAGACUUUUCCUCUCGCCAAACAUACUUACAAACCAUCUCCGGAUCCAUAAGCGGGAAAUACGCACUGUCUGACCUCCUCUCCGUUAAGACGAAAAGUGGAUCCGUGAACAUCGACAUUGAGCCCCAAGCUGCGGCUUCAGGCUCCACGAACCCAGCCAUCUUCAUGGUAGACUCGCUAUCUGGAAGCAUUCGAACAGACUUCAAGCGCAAACACAUCCCCGACCGCGACUACCAAACCUACAUCAACACCACCGUCGGCUCCGUCGAUGGCACUUUUAUCCACGGUUCCCGCACGGAAUUCAACUCUGUAGCCGGUCUAGUCACAGCUGAUAUCCUGCCUUUCAAAUCCGGAGAUUAUCAGUCUGAGAUUUACACUUCUACACACUCGGGACAGACAACUCUGACAUUGCGCUCGCCGUACAAGGCGAAGAACGUAGCCAUGUCUGGUCUAGUCAGCACGCAUAAGAGUACGUCUGGGGGCUUGGAUGUGACGUAUCCGCCAGAAUGGUCGGGGGUUGUUGAUGGCACGAGUUUGAGUGGCGCGCUGCAUUUGCAAGGCAAGGAUUUGGAACUUUUAGGAGAGAAUGAUGAGCCAGGGAAGAACCAUGUUGAAGCGAAGAAAGGAGAAGGAGAUAGUAGCUUGAGUUUCGAUACUGUGAGUGGGGAGUGUGAGAUCAAGAUUGGCAAACUCUAG
Messenger RNA from Alternaria arborescens, 1731 nucleotides. RefSeq lists its product as hypothetical. Lineage: Eukaryota; Fungi; Ascomycota; Dothideomycetes; Pleosporales; Pleosporaceae. The coding region runs from base 1 to 1731 and encodes 576 amino acids. The transcript is spliced from 2 exons. The record is from RefSeq and is a predicted model, not a curated record.